Molecule: messenger RNA, 1345 nt
Organism: Opisthorchis viverrini
Lineage: Eukaryota; Metazoa; Platyhelminthes; Trematoda; Opisthorchiida; Opisthorchiidae
Exons: 4
Coding region: 22-1062 (346 amino acids)
Biological process (GO): regulation of catalytic activity
Cellular component (GO): lysosome
Molecular function (GO): cysteine-type endopeptidase activity
Source: RefSeq, a predicted model, not a curated record
AUUUUGUAGUCGAGUUUGAGCAUGAGGGCGACGACAGUCUUAUUUGCUGUUGCCAUCCUCCUUGAUGGCUCUAACGGGAAACCAAAGCACGAAGCCUUGUCGGAUGAAUUGAUUGACUACGUGAACAGUCAGGUGGGGGCUACAUGGAAGGCCGCCAAGUCUGAACGCUUCAAGACUCUGGAGGAAAUUCGCUCAGUCUUGGGCACGAUGAGGGAGGAUAGAAAAUUGAAGGAAUUUCGUCGGCCAACCAUCAGCCACGAAGAUAUCACUUUGGAGCUCCCGCUUGAGUUCGACGCUCGAGAACACUGGCCGGAAUGCAAAACCAUUAACCAGAUUCGAGAUCAGUCUCGUUGUGGCUCCUGUUGGGCCUUUGGGGCUGUCACCGCAAUGAGUGACCGUGUUUGUAUCCAUUCAAAUCAGACACUGGUAAACAUGCAACUAAGCGCAACCGAUCUGCUUGCCUGUUGUACCACGUGCGGAUUUGGUUGCCUCGGAGGCUGGGGCGGAAUGGCCUGGGACUACUGGAGGGAUAAUGGUAUUGUGACAGGUGGAGAGUACAAAGACAGUCAUACGUGCUUGCCCUACCCUUUCCCACCGUGUCACCACCACGGACCAAAAGGACCUGAAUACGCACCUUGUCCGGAAAAGCUGUACUCAACCCCACAAUGCGUAUCCGAGUGUCAAAAAGGAUAUGCUAUUAAAUAUGAAGACGACAAAAUUCAUGCUUCAACUUCGUACAACCUUUACCGAAGCGCCAUAACAAUCCAAAAGGAGAUUUGGAUGCGUGGUCCUGUUGAGGCGGCUAUGAACGUCUAUGCGGAUUUCGCGAAUUAUGCUGGAGGGGUUUAUAAACACACAACCGGGGAACUUUUGGGUGGACACGCGAUCCGUCUUCUCGGUUGGGGUGUAGAAAAAGAUGGGACGCCAUAUUGGUUGGCGGCGAAUUCAUGGAAUCCAUCUUGGGGAGAGAAAGGUUUUUUCCGGAUUCUCCGUGGAUCCGAUCAUUGUGGAAUUGAAUCAGAUGUUUCAGCUGGUCUUCCAGUUAUUUCUGAGCCCUCUUAGUGAACCACUUUACUCGUUAAACUUCUCCAUAUCGAUUCUUUGCACAGAAUUGGUGGUAAAAUUAUUUUUUUGUAACUGGCGUUUGAUAAUUCAUGUUUUAAACAACAUGUCUAUUGGGAGAGAGUGGACGAAGGCCACCUCUGGUUUUUGGAAAAGUUUGGGAAACAGUUGAUAUAUUUAUUAUUUCCCAAAUUUCUCCGAAAUCGAUGUCUUCUCAACCGGUUCCAAGAGUUCUCCAACUGAUUGGACCGCCUCCAGUUAUUAGCUAUCCUAAUUUACCACG